Rotaria sp. Silwood2 is the source of this 681-nucleotide messenger RNA. Lineage: Eukaryota; Metazoa; Rotifera; Eurotatoria; Philodinida; Philodinidae. The record is from the annotation of a GenBank genome assembly.
AUGAAUAGUCCAUCAUCAUUACCACCUCCAUUUGAUCCAAAUAAGAAUUUUCAACCAGUUUGGCGUCAAGCCUAUCAAUGGCUUAAUCAAUGUCAUGUUUUAUCACCUGAAGCUAAUCGUAUUUUAAGUUUACCAACAAGUACAAUCGAAGAUUUAGCAGUUAUCUUAACUGAUGGUAUUGUCUUAUGUAAUUUGCUCAAUUAUUUAGUACCUGGAAUAAUUAAUUAUACAGAUGUUUCUUUUCGACCACAAAAAAGUCGAUUUCUUUGUUUACAAAAUAUUCGUUUAUUUUUGGAUACAUGUAGACGUGAAUUAAAUUUUCGUGAUCGAGAUCUAUUCGAUCCAUAUAUGUUAUUUGAUAAAUAUAAUUUAGAUAAAAUUACUGAAACACUAUCAAAAAUCUCACGAUUAGAUAUUGCAAAAAGAAAAAAUUUAACACCAUUUCCAAUCAAUAGCCCAGUGAAUUAUGUUAAUAUGCCAAAAGAUGACGAUAAUGGAAUAUUGCCAAUUGUUCGUUCACUUGAUGAAACAAUACCUACACAAGGUACUCUUAUGAUGAAUAAUGAUGAAGAUGACUCUCGAGCACUUCUAUAUUAUGCAUCACCUGAAACAAUCGUUUCUCCUGCGGAACAAAAUGAUCUUUAUGGACGUAUAAUUGAGAAGAAGAGGGUUGGUGUCUAA